Messenger RNA from Fusarium sp. VM40, 2943 nucleotides. The record is from the annotation of a GenBank genome assembly. Lineage: Eukaryota; Fungi; Ascomycota; Sordariomycetes; Hypocreales; Nectriaceae.
AUGGCCCAGGCCGGCGUAGUAGCGUCCGGGCCACCGCAACCGCUUCAUUCACAACCAACAGCACUAUCUGGCACUCAGGGGUUCUUCCGCAAGCUCUUCGGAAGACAGGGCGGCAAUGGCGCUUUGCAAAAACCUUCCGAACAGCCGAAAGGCACGCAGAAUGAAGAGGAGUCGACUGACCUGGAGAAAGGCGGAUUAAUUCGCCGAAUGUCUCGUAGGGUUGUGCCUGGACUGCCUCGGGCGCAGACUUUUAAGCGUCAGAUAUCAGAAAGGAGAACCAACUUGUCACCGGUCGAAUCAACACCUGACGAAAGGCGAGCCGUUUCUAUGGAUCGACGCUCAUAUAGACAGCGGACACCAUCAGCCUCACAGCAAGCGACCAACCCCCGUGUCAGCGCCCCAAGCUUCCUUGGCUCUCCCCAGGACGAUGUACCGCGAUUCGUUCCUUCAAUAUCCGUCGAUUCUGUUGCAGACACGCCACCUCAAGAUCCUACUGAACCGAUUUUGCAUCGAGAUGAUGAGGAUACCCUUGCCGACGAGUGCCCAGCUCAAGACAACCUCUCUACUGCAGAUACACAUUCGAUAACGGGAUCCCAGUACGAGGCCAUAAUCCAUGAGGAGCUAGAAAAGACUUGGAUAUUGAACCUAAGCAUGCAUUUCCGUGACCGGUCAAGGAGGGAAAAGUUCUUCGUUACAUAUCGUGAACGUGAUCAUCUUUGGCGGCGUGUUACAAUAUCGCUUGAUUAUCGCGAUGCGCCCCCAAAUUCCCUGGAAAUGGAUUUGAUUCACACGCAUUAUCAGCGAGAAAAGAGCGCAAAGAUUUACGAAGCCAUCCGGGAAAGCUUGCGAGAUAUUCAGUUUUAUGACACCGUAACUAACCUGAAGCUCCAAACUACUGACGGGAGGCUACAUGUGCACGUGGUUGAGGACGGCAACGAAAUCAUCCAAUACCCGACUGUUGCCCAAGUUAAGCAUCUAGGAUGUCGUCGUGUGCGAGAAAAGGACAUUGCCUUUGAAUCACACAUGUCUGGAUUUGUCUAUAAAGUCAAUGUCAACGGUCACACGCUCAUAAAAAAGGAAAUUCCGAGCCCUGACACUAUAGACGAAUUUUUGUAUGAAGUCAACGCCCUCAACUCUCUACGAUUUUCCCACAACGUCAUCCACUUCUACGGUGUUGUAGUAGAUGACCAGGAUGAGCACGUCAAGGGACUCCUUAUCAAUUACGCAGACCAGGGGGCUCUCAUAGACAUCAUCUAUGAGCAUUGCAAAGAUGGCGACUGCGAGCUCCCAUGGGCGACGAGGGAAAAAUGGGCGCGGCAAAUUGUAGAAGGGUUAUCCGAUAUUCACGAAUCAGGUUUCGUUCAAGGGGACUUUACCUUGUCGAACAUUGUUAUAGAUGGAUAUGGCGACGCAAAGAUCAUUGACAUCAAUAGAAGGGGUUGCCCAGUAGGCUGGGAGCCCCCGGAAGCAACGCCACUCAUUGAGAGUAACCAACGUAUCACUAUGUAUAUCGGCGUAAAGUCAGAUCUAUAUCAGCUCGGUAUGGUUUUGUGGGCUCUGGCAAGUCAGGAGGACGAGCCAGAAGCACAAGGGCGACCCUUGAUCCUUGGCCCCGAGGUGAACAUUCCGGAUUGGUAUCGACAAAUGGCGGAAGUUUGUUUGAGUAACGACCCACGCAUGCGGCUUCAGGCGUCCGCAUUGUUGGAAAUGUUUCCUCGGCCAAAGGAGCAUGAAACUUGUGGACAACUGAACCCACCCGAAUCAAUGGUCGAUGAAGGGUAUACUUUACAACAGUACCUGAUUGACGGGUAUCACCCAGAUAAUCUUCCUCAAAUCACCACGGUCGAACCACCCAGCGACUGGCCCUAUGUCAACCGAGCUUAUGCAGACACAAGCCCCGUCAGGUGUGAACCGUACCAGUACACCCGUGGACGCUCCCCUCCAAGCCCCUUACCGAGCAACUGUGAAGGCUACAACUCCCCACGAGGCUUAUACGACGUUGCUGCUUGGGCAGCAAACAGAAACAUACCAUCAUCAUACAGUGAUGUUGGGCCUGAUGGGACGCCGCUUGAUGAGACACCUGUCGCUAAUAAGCGAGGACUUGUUGAUUCUGAUGCGCUGACAGCGCCCGAUUCGACUUUGGAGAAGAGAGGAACACCAGCGACCUCUACUUCGGCCCCAAGUCCGACCCGUGGUGCGGAUAUGGAGGAUGAGAUAUAUGUUAGAGCUAACACGAAUGUUGCUAAGGAUCGAGUAGAUCAAAGAGCGGAAAUAGGCGACGCUGAAGGUGAUACCGCACUCCCGUAUCGAGUGUCAAUCACCGAAUCGAUGAAAACUGGAAACACGAGCCCUGGGGACAGCAAUACUGUAGUCAGAGACAGCCCACAAGGAAAAGGACAGGAACCUACAAUGUUGGGAGGCGCAAUCGAUCACUCGAACGCUGUUCCACUGGAGGAACGAGGAGGACUUGCUGCAAAAAAAGAAACUAAGGUGGCGCGAGCCUCGCAUCAGAAAAACCGAAAGACCUUGGAUGAUUUAUCCGAGAAUUACGACAGCCAGAAGGAAAGCCGAGCACCCCAAGAAGGGUACAAACCAGGGGACCAUCAGACGACGCUCGUAGACGGGAGAGAUGUCUCAAAUGAACCUACCAAAAAAGCAGAGCAAAAACCGACACAAGACGCAGCAGAAAAGCAAGGGUCCACAGCACCUGAUGCCCACCAAACAACGACCAAUUGUACCAAGAAGGAAGAUUUGAUUACGAAUGUUGGUGAAGCAGGCAAGAGACCAGAAGAGGAAGCGAUUGGCGGUGGUGUCAAACGCACCGAACUGUCAGCAGAUACUGAGGUACCGCAACCAUUUACUCACGACGACAACGAACUGGCCCAAGAAAUGAGCACGACUGACGACAAGUCCAGGAGAGUGAAAUCUCCGUUGGGACUAUAA